UGACAGCUUCAGUAAAUUCGGGAGACUCCAGAAUGUGGCAUUCAGGGAAAAGAGGGAAAGCUGGAGAAGCGCGGCCAACCGGACCCGUCUAAAGGAGCAGAACCGGACCUUCGCUCUAGAACCUGGAGAGUCCCGGAUCCGUUUGAGGCGCAGGAAAACUUUUCAGGAAUAUCCACUCUGGGAAAAUCGCCACUUUUCCAGCUCCUUGAGGAGUUUUCCUAAAUCCUCCGCUGGAGUUCGGAGGACUGGAAGUUUCACCGAUCGGAUCUCAGCCAUCACCUCCUCCCCGGACCUCCAGCUCCUCCUGAGAACAUCUGCUGAUGGAGAAACUGAGAACCUGAGGUGGGUUCCUGGAGCUCAGGAUGAAGCUCUGAGGAAGAGGAGCGGUUCCCAGGGCAGGAGGAGGAGGAGCAGGAGGAGCAUGGGAAAGGAGCAGGAGCUCCUCCAGGCUGUGAAGACUGGAGACCUGCUGUCCACUCAGAAGCUGCUGUCUAAGCUGAAGACCAGCAGGAACAAGCUGCUGGGUUCCACCAAGAGGCUGAACAUCAACUACCAGGACUCUGAUGGCUUCUCAGCGCUGCAUCACGCCGCCCUCACAGGAACCACGGAGCUGCUGGCGGCGCUGCUGGAGGCCGGCGCCACCGUGGACAUCAAAGACACCAACGGCAUGCGGCCGCUGCACUACGCAGCCUGGCAGGGGAAGGCGGAGUCGGUUCUGGCGCUGCUGCGUUCUGGCGCGGCGGUGAACGGCGCCUCGGUGGACGGACACAUCCCUCUGCACCUGGCCGCUCAGUACGGACACUACGAGGUGUCAGAGAUGCUCCUGCAGCAUCAGUCCAACCCAUGUCUGGUCAACAGGACCAAGAAGACUCCUCUGGACCUGGCCUGCGAGUUCGGACGAGCCAAGGUGGUCCAGCUGCUCCUGAGCAGCAACAUGGUGGUGGCGCUGCUGGAGGACGAGCGGAAGGAGCCGACGGACUCGUCCUACACCACGCCGCUGCACCUGGCAGCGCGAAACGGACACAAAGACGUGAUACGGCUGCUGCUGAAGGCCGGCAUUGACAUCAAUAAGACCAGCAAGUCUGGAACAGCCCUGCAUGAAGCGUCGCUGUAUGGAAAAACCGAGGUGGUGCGGCUGCUGCUGGACGCUGGAGUAGACGUGAACAUCAGGAACACCUACAACCAGACGGCGCUGGACAUCGUCAACCAGUUCACCACGUCCCACGCCAGCAAGGACAUCAAGCAGCUGCUGCGAGAUGCCACCGGAAUCCUGCAGGUCAGAGCUCUGAAGGACCACUGGAACCUCCACGACCCCACAGCCCUGAACAUCCGGGCCGGAGAUGUGAUCAUGGUGUUGGAGCAGCACCUGGAUGGACGCUGGAAGGGCCACAUCCACGACAGCCAGAGGGGGACGGACAGAGUGGGCUUCUUCCCUCCGUCCAUCGUGGAGGUGAUCAGCAGGAGGAACGGGGGCACCCUCUCCCGGCACGCCUCUCUGCCCACCCAGCGCCAGCAGCUCCUACCUAAAGCCCCCCUCUCCUCCAGCCUAAGCUCCGCCCCCCACACCGACGACUCCUACAGUCUGUAUGCCCCGCCCAGCCACGUGGUGCUACCGCUGUCCAACGGCCUGGCUACCUGCACAGGUUUGUCUUCCAGCCUCCUGUCUCAGCCUGGGUGUCCCUUUGAGGACAUCUGGGUCCUCAGGGACUCGCACCACGCGGGAGACAGGAACAGCGUGGGCAGCACCGGCAGCGUGGGCAGCACCCGCAGCGCCGGCAGCGGACAGAGCACCGAGAGCAGCGGAGCCCCCAACGGACACCAGCAGAACACCGGUCACCAUGACAACAAGCUGGCGCCCCCUGCUGCUGAAGCAGGGCAGUCUGCAGACCAGAUCCAACAGGCCGACAGUCCUGCAGGUGGCGCCGCUCGGAGACAGACGGUGAUGGUGCAGCGUCCUGCAGAGCCCAGCUUCACGCAGCAGUUUGUUCGUCCGCAGCAGCUCCUGGAGGGGAAGGAUGCGGACGCCAUCUAUCAGUGGCUCAGUGAGUUCCAGCUGCAGCAGUACACCGAGAACUUCCUGAACGCCGGAUACGACGUGCCGACCGUCAGCAGGAUGACUCCCGAGGAUCUGACCGCCAUCGGAGUCACCAAACCAGGACACCGCAAGAAGAUCUCCAUGGAGAUCGGCAACCUGAACAUCCCAGAGUGGCUGCCGGAGUACAUCCCGUCGGACCUCGGAGAGUGGCUCAGCGCCAUCGGCCUCCCGCAGUACCACAAAAAACUCUCUGAAAAUGGCUAUGACUCCAUCAGCAUCGUCAAAGACCUGACAUGGGAGGACCUGCAGGAGAUCGGGAUCACCAAGCUGGGCCACCAGAAGAAGCUGAUGUUGGCUGUGAAGAAGCUGUGCGACAUCCACAGGGCCAUCCUCAACGCCGAGUCCGGCCCCGGAACGCUUCGGCGUAGAGCGCCCGGGGGCCUCCACCUGGUGACCAUCGACUCUCCUGAUGCCAGCAGUGAAUGUUCUUCUCCUCACACUCCCAUGAUGGUGACCUUUCAGGACAGCGAACUCAGCGCAGAGCUUCAAACCGCUAUGUCGAGUCACUACGGCGGCUGCGAGGAAGGUUUGGCCAUCAAGAACGCUGUGGGGAUGUCCCGCAGCCAGGAGAGCAUCGACGCUCGGUCCAGAGGUUCUGGCCGCUCCCAGGAGCCUCCCACCGCCUCCAUCAACCCUCACAGCUGGUCCCAGGAGAGCCUUGAAGGAAGCCCAGCCCGGGAGAGGAACCUGCCUGAAGGCUGGGACCCGAGGCCGCUGCAGCACCAGCCGCUGCCCAAACAGGUUCCUCUGGGAACGGCCACAGUCUUCAAGUACCCCGCCAUCCCGGCCAAACCCAGACUGCCUGGAUCCCGUAAUAACUCUCCUCAUGGCUCCCCCGCCCUGAAAGGUUUCAACUACCUGCACUCCGAGUGCGGCUCCACCGACCUGAACCGACCCGAACAUCUCAGGACCCUGACCCCGCCCCACAGGCGCCCUCAGAGCAAGACCCGCUACGCCCUGUCAGACGGGGAGCCGGACGAGGACGACGACGACCUUGCCGUGCCUCGGGGAAGCGUUCCUUCCUAUGCCACUCUGACCCGGAAGCCCGGCCGCAGCCAGCUGGCCCGCUUACAGUCCAACACGGACAAGAACAGCGGCGUGGGCCGCAGUCAGUCGUUUGCCGUGCGAGCUCGUAAAAAAGGUCCGCCCCCUCCGCCGCCGAAGAGACUGAGCUCAGUGAGCAGCACCACCAGCAGCGAGCUGAGCGACAGCAGCCCCACCUCCUCCUCUGGGGGCGUGGUCACCGACAGCCCGGGAAGCGUCCGCAGCAUCGCGGCGUCUCUGCAGGGCAGCCCAGGCCUCAGACUGAGAGCGGAGGCCUCAGAGGCCGCAGAGGUGAGGAGGAAAGUUCAGAGCGUUUCCAGUCAAACCAGCAGCAGCGCGGCGGGCGACCCAGGGCUGAAAUCCGAUUCGGAGGAAGAAGAACCAAAGGAUGGUGGACUGGAUGGAUCUUCGUCACCUCAGAACAGUUCCAGCGAGUGCAUUCCCUUCGCUGAGGAGGGCAACCUGACCAUCAAACAGAGACCCAAGGCUCCAGGCCCCCCCAGGGCUGAGGCCGUACUGGAACCACCAGACAAACCAGCAGCCAAGACUCUGGAGGUCCCCGAGUUCAACCUGAAAGAGUCCGACACAGUGAAGAGGCGCCACAAACCCAAAGACAAGGAGCAGGGCGAAGGCUCCCCCGUCAGGUCAGGAGCCGAAGCAUCGGGGUCGGAGUCUGGGGGCAGCAGACCUCCGUCCAGGAACCAGGACCGGGUGGACCCCAGAACCAGCGAGAGGUCCAGCAGUCCAGCUGCAGGUUCUCCUGUUAAACCUUCUGUCUCAGCAAAACCUGCCGUCACCCCAAAACCUGUUCGCCACAGUCUGCUGGCGUCUCACGCAGGACGUUCCUCUCCCACGUUGACCAUCAGUGUGGUCCAAAGCGUGGCCUUCUCCUCCUCAGCCCCCCAGGGGCCCCCGGCCCCUCACAGCCCCUCUUUGGCUGCUAGGAGACAUCAGGCUCUUCCUUUAGGACCCAGUCUCACACCUGAGUCUUCUAGUGAGACGGAGGAGGUCCAGCAGAGACUGGACCAGACCAGCACCUCUCUUGCUGCGGCGUUGGAAGCCGUAGAGACAAAGCUGAUCCAGGACGGCGGUUCCGGGGGCAGGGGGAGCACUGUGAGGUCAGCAGGGACCAUCCUGGACGACAUCGGGAACAUGUUCGACGACCUGGCUGACCAGCUGGACGCCAUGUUGGAUUAAAGAAACCAGGCUCCAGUCAGACUCAGACAGCAGCGCCUGAACGUGGCUGCCGCCGCUAAUGGCGUCCAGCCGCUCGUGGCGUCCAGCCCGCCGCGUCGCUGAGGAGAAACUUUAACGGAUUUAAACAUUUAUUUUCUGUUACCUGCUUCCAGAAAACAUCACCUGAUCAGCUCCUCAGCAGAGAGACUGGCUCCAUCUAGUGGCCAAGGCUGGUGCUGCUUCAACACGGACAGCUGGUUUUGGUUCUGCUGCUCUCCAUACCUCAUUCUCCUGGUUCUGGUUCUGGUUCCUGAUCAGUAUUUCUUCGCCCUCUAACUUCUCCUUCAUGAAUGAACUCUUUAUGAAUGCGUCAGAACUCUGACACUGACCCAGUCGAGCCCAUGAGACCAUUAACCGUCCAGACGGUCCAAUGGAGCCGCCUGGAGCCACCGAGCAGAACCUGAAGGUUCCUGGAACCAAGCGGUUGGUUCUGGUCCUGGUUUCCAGCUUCCUGUGGGUCAAACAGUCCUUCAGAACUUUAUUCAGAGCCAAACUGAAGCAGCCCGGUACCAUUCGACCCAACUGUAGCUCUGAUGACUGGUUCUGAUCGGCCAUCAGGCCCAGGAGGACAUCAGGAGUCUGGAGUCCUCUGUGGAGAGGUCCGGUUCUGCUGGAUGAACACGAACCGGGUCGGUCUACCCUCCUGUGGCACUGAUGGACGCGAGGCUGAACCCAGCUGGUUAAGGCUCGGUUUGGACCCGUUUCAUUUCCUGACAUCAGUGUUCUGGAUCUGACCCGGAUUGGGAACAGAACCGGGCUCCUUAGAACAUGGUUCUACUAACUCCUCUCUGACCCAGUUGGUAUUAACCGGGUCGUUUAGCAGAACUGGAACCAAAGCUUUGUACAAAGUUCUUUUUUUUUAAAUUAUAGCCUGAAGGUUUCUUAUAAAUGUUCUAUUUGUGUUCAGCCUCUGGUUCUGGUCCGUUUGACCCGGAUCUCAGGACCCAAAGGAGCGGUUGGAUCCUGGUCUAAUCCAGCAGAGGGCGCCAUUGCUGUGCUAAGGUUCCAGUCGGAACCAACUGGGAUUAUUGGAUCAGAUCCAGAGGCCUAAAACGUUCAGCAGAAAGUUCUCAGAACCAGAGGAACUGCUGGAUUAUAUAAUCUGAUUAA
Molecule: messenger RNA, 5485 nt
Organism: Cyprinodon tularosa
Lineage: Eukaryota; Metazoa; Chordata; Actinopteri; Cyprinodontiformes; Cyprinodontidae
Product: caskin-2-like
Exons: 22
Coding region: 422-4336 (1304 amino acids)
Molecular function (GO): protein binding
Source: RefSeq, a predicted model, not a curated record